Molecule: messenger RNA, 521 nt
Organism: Phytomonas sp. Hart1
Lineage: Eukaryota; Euglenozoa; Kinetoplastea; Trypanosomatida; Trypanosomatidae
Source: the annotation of a GenBank genome assembly
UGUUAGUUUUAUAUCUUUUUGAAUCUGUAGCAUUUUGUGUUUAAGAAGGGGUUUUCGGUAUAACUAUUGUUUUCUUAUAUUCAGGUAUGUCCAAUAAUAUCCCGGCAGCGGCGCAAGCGGAUCUGAUGGAGAAGGAGAAACUUAUUGUGGAGCACCAACAACGAGUCGAGUCUCUUCAGAAUGCCGUAAAGACAAUGGCCACCCGUCAGGUAUCUUUGAAAAGGGAUAAACGUCGUGCCGAAAUUACUAUUGGCGAGCUAUCUAAGCUCAAAACGGGGCACCCUGUGUAUCGUGGUAUUGGACGAGCUUUUAUGCGCAUUCCCGCCGACAAGCUCAUAGCAAUCAAUGAUGAAACCAUCAAACAGUCUGACGCCGAGGAUCAACGCAUCUCCAAUGAAAAGCAGCGCACAUCAGAGGCCAUGUCGAAAGAAGAAGGCGAACUUCAUCGCGCGAUUGAGGACUACCGUCUAGCGGUUCAUUUGAUCCAGGUCGCAAGUGGCCAACAACAACAAAGGCGAUAG